This is a messenger RNA of Pogoniulus pusillus (Red-fronted tinkerbird), 4067 nucleotides long. RefSeq names its product tetratricopeptide repeat domain 38 (gene TTC38). Gene Ontology annotation, molecular function: protein binding. The record is from RefSeq and is a predicted model, not a curated record. Bases 39 to 1439 code for a protein of 466 amino acids. NCBI's taxonomy places the organism in Eukaryota, Metazoa, Chordata, Aves, Piciformes, Lybiidae. The transcript is spliced from 14 exons.
GGCUCUGGCGGAGCGGGGAGAGCGCGCUGCGGGGGAUUAUGGCGCCGCUGCGGGACUGUAAGGCCUGGCAGGAUGCUGGACUUGCCUUGUCCACGACUAGCAAUGAAGCCUGUAAGCUAUUUGAUGCUGUGCUGACACAGUAUGCAACCUGGACCAAUAAUGAUAGCCUUGGAGGUAUUGAGGGAUGUAUCUCCAAGUUAAAAGCAGCAGAUCCAAACUUUACAAUGGGACAUGUCAUUGCCAAUGGUUUGGAGCUGAUUGGCACUGGGAGUUCAGUGCGGCUCAACAAGGAGCUGGAUAGUGCCAUGAAAACAAUGAUGAUGCUGUCAAAGUCACAGCCCCUGACCGAGCGAGAGAAGCUUCACGUAUCAGCGUUGGACAUGUUUGCCAGAGGACAGCUUCCAAAAGCUUGUGAUCUAUGGGAAGAGAUUCUGCAGAGCCACCCAACUGACCUGCUAGCCCUCAAAUUUUCCCAUGACACUUACUUCUACUUGGGAUACCAGAUACAGAUGCGAGAUUCUGUUGCCCGUGUUUAUCCUUUCUGGACACCUGAUAUUCCACUGAGCAGCUACGUGAAGGGCUACUACUCUUUUGGACUCAUGGAAACAAACCUUUUUGAUCGUGCUGAGGAGAUUGCCCAUGAGGCUUUGGCUAUAAACCAGAAAGAUGCGUGGUCUGUUCACACUAUAGCUCACAUACAUGAAAUGAAAGCAGAAGUGAAGAAAGGCAUAGAUUUUAUGAAGGAAACAGAGGCCAACUGGAAGAGCAGUGAUAUGCUUGCUUGCCAUAAUUACUGGCACUGGGCUUUAUACUUUAUUGAAAAGGGUGAUUAUGAGGCUGCUUUGACAAUUUAUGACAAUCAUAUUGCUCCCCGUUGUCUGUCAAGUGGAAGCAUGCUGGAUGUAGUAGAUAAUUGUUCUAUGCUGUACAGGCUUCAUCUGGAAGGUGUGAAGCUUGGAGAAAGGUGGAACAAUGUUUUCAAGCUUACAAAGAAGCAUACCAAAGAUCACAUUCUCCUGUUCAAUGAUGUACACUUCCUGAUGUCCUCACUUGGAGCCAAAGACCACAGAACAACCAAUGACCUUUUAACCACUCUUCAGGAACUUGCCAAAGCACCUUGUGAAGACCAUGAGCUCUCCUUGGCUCCUAGUCUGGGGUUGCCUCUCUGCCAGGCUCUUGUGGAGUUUGACAAUGGGAAUUGUGACAAGGCUGUAGAUCUGCUGUACCCAAUCCGUUACCAACUAAUCCAACUAGGAGGCAGCAAUGCUCAGAGAGAUGUGUUCAGCCUGUUACUGAUUCAUGCUGCUUUAAAUUCUAAGUCUCCAGCUAAACAAAACCUUGCAAUGUGCCUCCUGAGAGAGCGUGAUGUGGUGAGACCAAAUUCACCCAUGACAGAGCGACUUAUUAGGAGGGCAACAUCUGUUCAUUCUGUGGCAUAAGGCUUUUCUCUCUGCUUCAGCUGAAAUAGCAAUAAGUUACCAAUCAAAGUCUGGGUGCAUGGAGUGAAGGGGUAAGGUAAGAAUACCCUGGGAGACAGUGAUCUGACAUUUGCCUUUAAAAAAACAUACAGCUGGUGAGUUUCGGGAGGUUCUGUUUUAGAGGAUUGCACAAGCAAAGAAGAAGAUAAUCUGCUGAUAAUGGACACUUUUCUGAAGCAUUCUGGGACAUUGCUGUUCUGCUAUAUUUUCCUGGAAGUUCCUUCUGACCCUCUUAGAGGGUUAGAAUUUCUCAUUGGCCUAAUCAGUUACUUUGUUGAUAUGUUAAAUCAUGCUUUGGUAAUUCAGGUGGACCUUUGAAACACAGCUAACAGGCACAUAAGGGGUAAAAGCCAAUACAGCCAUAAACUCAAUUCCUUCUCCAGAACGUGUCACAGACUUUGCAGGUGCAGAUUGUCUGCAUUCAAGAUCUCUUUUCAGGUGCAUAUUUUUAACUGCCCCUCAUAAAAGGUUAAACUUUUCCCUCUCAAUAUAGCACCUCGGAGCUUUUUGAAAUUGCUAUGUGAGUGAAACUAGGCAAGAGGGAUAAUAGCUGACUGGUUAUUCUAACAUGGGUACUCCCUUGGCACUUUGAAGUCUUCCAGAAAACAAGGAAAAGCCUGCAUUUCAGCUCCAGAAGUAACAUCUCUGAUACUUUGGAUGAUUGCUUACCUGAGCUUGGGGAAAGUCAGGCUUUGCUGCCAUCUCAGUGUCCCUACAUGUUAGCAGAGUAGAGUUUAAAGCCAAUGUUAAACACUUCAUAAUGGAGCAGACAAAAGCUGGAAGGGAGCAUCUCCCAUUGGAAGAGAGCUAAGAGCAUUUGGCACAAAGGUUUGUCCCUGCACAAGUGAUGUAAAAAGCUUUGGUGCUUCAAAUCUGGUAUCGCAUGCACCAUGUCACCUCUAUGAAGUUCUGCUGCCUCUGGACUUUCAUACCUGGCCCUGCACUGCCCCUGGUGUUCCUGCGUAGAGGAAUAAGACUUGGAAGUGCCUUGCUGCUAUCCUUCUCGCCUCAGCCCUCACUUGAGCUAAAAAGAGCUUAUUUUUGAAUCAGUGAUAAUUUGGGGAACCACAGAAGAGUAUUGCAUCCUUGAGUGCAGCCUCUGGAAUCCUGCAGUCACAGUUCCCUGUUCUUCAUCACUGCUUUAUUGCAUCGAGUGCAGCCUCUGGAAUCCUGCAGUCACAGUUCCCUGUUCUUCAUCACUGCUUUAUUGCAUCCUCGAGUGCAGCCUUUGGAAUCUUGCAGUCGUGGUUCUCUGUUCUUCAUCACUGCUUUAUUGCAUCCUCGAGUGCAGCCUCUGGAAUCCUGCAGUCGUGGUUCUCUGUUCUUCAUCACUGCUUUAUUGCAUCCUCGAGUGCAGCCUCUGGAAUCCUGCAGUCGUGGUUCUCUGUUCUUCAUUACUGCUUGAUUGCAUCCUCGAGUGCAGCCUCUGGAAUCCUGCAGUCGUGGUUCUCUGUUCUUCAUCAUUGCUUUAUUGCAUCCUCAAGUGCAGCCUCUGGAAUCCUGCAGUCGUGGUUCUCUGUUCUUCAUCACUGCUUUAUUGCAUCCUCGAGUGCAGCCUCUGGAAUCCUGCAGUCGUGGUUCUCUGUUCUUCAUCACUGCUUUAUUGCAUCCUCGAGUGCAGCCCCUGGAAUCCUGCAGUCACAGUUCCCUGUUCUUCAUCACUGCUUUAUUGCAUCGAGUGCAGCCUCUGGAAUCCUGCAGUCACAGUUCCCUGUUCUUCAUCACUGCUUUAUUGCAUCCUCGAGUGCAGCCUUUGGAAUCUUGCAGUCGUGGUUCUCUGUUCUUCAUCAUUGCUUUAUUGCAUCCUCGAGUGCAGCCUCUGGAAUCCUGCAGUCGUGGUUCUCUGUUCUUCAUUACUGCUUGAUUGCAUCCUCGAGUGCAGCCUCUGGAAUCCUGCAGUCGUGGUUCUCUGUUCUUCAUUACUGCUUGAUUGCAUCCUCGAGUGCAGCCUCUGGAAUCCUGCAGUCAUGGUUCUCUGUUCUUCAUUACUGCUUGAUUGCAUCCUCGAGUGCAGCCUCUGGAAUCCUGCAGUCGUGGUUCUCUGUUCUUCAUCACUGCUUUAUUGCAUCCUCGAGUGCAGCCUCUGGAAUCCUGCAGUCGUGGUUCUCUGUUCUUCAUCACUGCUUUAUUGCAUCCUCGAGUGCAGCCUUUGGAAUCCUGCAGUCGUGGUUCCCUGUUCUUCAUUACUGCUUUAUUGCAUCCUCGAGUGCAGCCUCUGGAAUCCUGCAGUUGUGGUUCCCUGUUCCUAAGCACUGCUUUAUCUGUCUAGCCAUGGCUGGGGUCAGCUCACCCUGUGCUAAACUCCUACUAGAUUUCUAAUAUUAUUUUUUUAAUCAGUGAAUUUCAAACAAUGCCUUUAGUCAGAAUCCUUUUUAUUCAAGGAGCAGAACAAAUCUUUUAUGGGAGCAAAAGCCUGAGAAGUUGACUGGCUGUUUAUGAAGUGUGGAGCUGGGGUGAUUCACAGCUACAUAAAAUGAGGAAUGACAUUUAUGAUGCUUCUCAUAGUCCGUGAGAACUUUGCUUUACACCAAUAAACUCAGCACUGUGCUCAGCUGAGCAGCAAGUGUAUGACUGCUUUGCAUAUAUGGA